GCAAAACACCCUCGGUCCCUUCAUACAAUCUAUGCAACCCCAUUAGGCAUAGCAACUCGAGAAAGCUAUGCAUAUCUUCAGUAUGGGAGAAGCUUUCGGAGCAGCUGCCGAGAUUCCUUACUCACCCCCAUAACGAUUCGAGCACACCGCACCUCAACAAUGACAUCGAAUAUCCAGAUAGAUGGUAACCCAGCCUUCGCCCGUAUCCCACCAUGGGUAAAGGCCAAGCUGAGACCCAAUGCCAUCGAGAAGAUUCAGCAGGUUCAUGAUUGGGUCGAGACUGAGUGUAUACCGGCGGAGCGCAUCUACAAGAAGCAACUGGAGGGUAACCGGUGGAGAACACCAGCCAUCAUUCAUGAGCUGCGCAAGAAAGCGAAAGCGCAAGGCUUGUUCAACUUGUUCUUGCCAAACCAUUUUGAAGAAAGUCCCGGUUUGACCAAUCUGGAGUACUCAUGUUGCGCCGAGAUAAUGGGUCGAGUGUAUUGGGCUGCGCAGACUAUGAAUUGCCAUGCCCCCGAGACCGGAAAUAUCGAACUCCUCGCGAAGUAUUGCACACCAGAACAGAAGAAGCGGUGGCUUCACCCCCUCAUGAACGGCGACAUGUCCUCUGCAUACAGCAUGACCGAACCCGACGUCGCUUCAUCUGAUGCAACGCAAAUUGGGAUCGAAAUGGAAAUUACGGACAAGGAGGUUAUCAUAAAUGGGCGAAAGCUGUAUGGAAAUUGCCAAUACAACGAGGAGAUGCAACUGUUCAUCCUUAUGGGGUGCUCAGAUCCCAACAACCCCAAUGCAUGGAAUAGGCAUACCACACUAGUCGUACCUGCGAAGACCGCAGGUUUGAAGCAAGUGAGGAACCUGACCAUCAUGGGGUACGACUGGGCUCCUGAGGGUCAUGGAGAGUACGUGUAUGAGAAUGUGCGCGUUCCCAUCGAGAACAUUAUUCUGGGGCCCGGUCGUGCAUUCGAGAUUGCCCAAGGUCGUCUUGGUCCUGGGCGUAUUCAUCAUUGCAUGCGAUUGAUUGGUCAAGCAGAACGCGCAUACGAACUUGCGCUCGUGCGAUGUGUCGAGCCGCGAAAGAAGCCGCGAGGCAAAUUUAUCGGCGAAUUCGAUAGUAACAUCGAGCGUAUUGCCGAUAUGCGGAUGACCAUCGACGCAAUGCGACAAGUUGUCCUCAACGCAGCAGAUACCAUGGAUCUACAAGGUAACAAAGCCGGUCGAUAUGCCAUCGCUCAAAGCAAGAUCAUGGUUCCAAAUGCUCUUCUCAAAGUCAUCGAUGAGGCUAUGCAGAUAUACGGCGGGCAGGGUCUCACACAACAUACACCUCUUCCGGAGCUGUGGACAUAUGCACGCUUUGUGAGGGUUGCCGAUGGGCCGGACUCAGCACACAGGCAUCAAGUUGGUCGAGACCAAAUGAAAACUGCGCGAGAAUUUAGAGCGCGGGCUGAGCAGUACACUGAGAGAUAUAAGGAACUUUGUAAAAAAUGGGGGCUUGAGCCGGAAGAAUUCUGGGGUAUUGUUUGA
Molecule: messenger RNA, 1521 nt
Organism: Periconia digitata
Lineage: Eukaryota; Fungi; Ascomycota; Dothideomycetes; Pleosporales; Periconiaceae
Source: the annotation of a GenBank genome assembly